Molecule: messenger RNA, 12134 nt
Organism: Marmota monax (woodchuck)
Lineage: Eukaryota; Metazoa; Chordata; Mammalia; Rodentia; Sciuridae
Gene: Slc7a2
Product: solute carrier family 7 member 2
Exons: 12
Coding region: 5303-7279 (658 amino acids)
Biological process (GO): transmembrane transport; amino acid transport
Cellular component (GO): plasma membrane
Molecular function (GO): amino acid transmembrane transporter activity
Source: RefSeq, a predicted model, not a curated record
CUGCGCGCAGCUGCCCGGAGGCCGGGCUCCAGUAACUCUUAGGAGGAGAUCCCGGGAGCUGUGGGCUGAGGCUGCAGCUGUAGACUCUGCAAGGCUGCGCUCCGCCGUGCGCCUCUCGUAGUCUAGCCGCGUCGGGCUGUGCAGCAGCCGCGCGGGUCGCAAGAGCUGGGAGAAAGCCUGACACCCGAACUCCGUGGGGGUCACUGUUGUUCCGCGGGGGCCGGGCACCCCUUCCCGGAAAGGCAGGCCAGUCCUGUGUCUGGGACUUACGAAAGGUCCCAGAAGUCGCCUUCUGCACCUUUAGGGUUCUUGGUUGAAAUUUGGAACACGGCUUGGUUUGCUGGAAGCCUUUUCACCUCCGGCUGGAGACCUGGUAGGACAGGUAAAAUGGCCCCUUCCUGGUGUUGAAAUUGGCAUUUUAAAGUAAAUGGAUGUAGUUUUAAACGUGUUUGAGAUAGGAUGUAUCUUUUAAGUCCAUUUUGUAUCUUUUAAGUCCUUCAGCAUUGAACUGGAAAUUCACAUCGUGAGCCAUUAGCAAUCAUUGCUAAGCCCGUCGCCCCAAAACGCCGUUUCAACCAGCGUUAAACCUUCAGUUUUCACAUAUAUUCCCAUCUAUGGAAUAAGGUAAUCAGAAAUGGUACCGUGUAGCUGUAUCAAAGAAAUACAUUUAGCAAAAGUCACAAAGUCAUACAAGGCUUUGGAAGAGGAAACUACCUAGAUUUCAAGAGUAAAAAAGUUCAUUCUAUUCAAACUUGAAAACACUUAUGCAAAACUUUAAAAGAGGAUUUUAGGUGACUCAUUUCGGACUGAUAAGACUGACCUAGAUAUUUGAACAGGGAAUAUCUUCAGAUCUUACUGAAACAGAACUACCUGAAUCUAGGGACUGGACUAUGAAGUGUAUGUGGUCCCCGGCCUGUUCAUUCUUGCCUGAGCCUGUGUUUUAAAACUUUUUUUCCCCCUUUUUCCUCCCUCAGUACUACUAAUAAUUAUCUUCUCAGGAAAGUGAAACGUUUUGUGUUUGUUUUCUUUUUCUCAACAUAUACAGGAUAAAACCAUUCUAUGUUCUAUACUUCCUUAUGGUUACUUUGGGAUAUUAAAUCCUUUUUCUUCUAACUUCACAGAAGAUUGAUAUGAAAUGGUGUCUCAGCGCAAAAUGUGAACCUUUUUUCCUCCCUUUACUAAAAUGUUGUUAGUUGGCUACUCCAGGGUGACUCCCGGAGGCCAUGUUAUAUAUAAACAUAUAUAUUGAUUUUUCAAGUUUCCUGCCUUGAUUUGUAAAUGUCAUUUGCCUUAAGCCAUUUUAAUCUUUUAAGGUAUGGCAGGCCUUGGAGACCGGACUAAAACUUUGUGGUAUCUGCAGAGAUUCUGUUUGCAGAGUCCUUGACUUAUUUAGCAUAUCAGCAUAGCUUGAUUCCAGAGUCUUCAGUCAUUGUCAUUGGAGUUAGAGUUAGGAGACUGUAAAAGGAGACUAGAAACUGGGAGGAGAGACAUGAUAGCUGUGUGGUCAUUUGAGAAAUCUGAGCAUUCUCUGGAGUUUUUCAUCUUAUAGUUCUAUGUAUUUUUGCCACUUGAACACACGUGUCUGAAGAGUUUUAAAGUUAAUGUUUCUUUUCUAUCAUUACACAUGUGCUCACCUUUGCAGAGUGACAGUGCCUGGUCCCUAUUUUCUUCUCAUAGCUCAUUUUUUGUCCUGACUGUUCUGUCCAGGAAUGGAACCUGCAUCUUCUUCUUUUUUUUGGUCAUACUUUUUUCAAAUGGUUCUUCCCUUGUAGAUUUUCUCUGAUGACUUCUCUUAUUUAGCCUGGUUAAUGUCUUCCUUUCUUGUUUGUUAUAUUUGUUUGCCCGAUAUCCUCUGUGUGUGUGUGUGUGUGUGUAUAUAUGUGUGUGUUGUCAGAGCCAUCUGCUGGCUUUAUGUUGGUACCCUUCAGUGACCAGCUUUCAAAACACAAUCAUGAAAACACCCUUAUAUUACUCUUUGCUUCACUCUUUCACCAAAAUGGGUGUGAACACAUGGAUCUUUGAAGACUGACUUCUUAUUGCUUACCUGAUGCCAAAACAUUUAGAAUAAAAGUAAAAUUUUCAGUUGAAUAUAUUUCUAAAUUUUCACAUUUGGUACUAUGUGCAUCAUUUAAAUGUUGUGCAAUACAACUAAAUACUUAAAGUUUCUCUUAGGUGAUACCACUUGAUGAAUGGCUUAGAAAAUGUGCUUAUUCUAAACCUCUAUGUAGUAUUCAGAUCCAUAUAGAUAUAACCUUGAAGAACAACAAAAAAAAAACGAAUAAAUUGUUCUUUCCAUUGUCCUCUACUUUAGCAACACAGUCAUCUCAUAGCACAUGGUUAGUGUGUCUCUAUGGUUGAACAAAUGCCGCUAUGUGAACAAUAAUGUAUAGCUCCAGCCUUGGAGGUAUUUGAUGAUUAUUUUCACCUUUGGGAAAUUCUAUGUUGAUGGAGAAUUAAAAAGAGCAAUUUUUUAAAUUUGCCAUAACUGUAUAAAAAAAUAAUACCACCUCUCAACAGAUGAUUUCAGUACUGUGCACAUCAGAAAGCAGGUGAUUAAUGCAUCUGAUCUAUGAAGAUAUCUACAAAGAUGAUCAUUAAAAGCACAUGUACUUAGCAUUUUUGUUUGACUGCUAGUAACAAAUUUAUCCUGACUUCUCUUUUAUUUCCUGUGCCUUUCUGGCUGUUUUAGAAGUGGUGGUGGUAAUUAUGAGUAUGUGGAUGCCAUUUUGACAAAACUAUGCCAAAUGGGGAUUCAUUUUCCUCAGGUGCCAGCUACUCAAAACAAUCUCAGCAUAUGAUUCAUCUAUUAAUUUUUUAUACCUUUAUUUAUCUAUUUAUUUAUUUUUACGCGGUGCUGAGGAUCGAACCCAGCGCCUCGCACAUGCUAGGUGAGCGCCCUACUGCUGAGCCACAGCCCAGCCCUCAUCUAUUAGUUUUUCCUGUCCAACUUAGUAAACAGAACUGGUAUAUGUUAUUCUAUGGAAACAAGGAGUAUACUGUUGUUUUUCACAUGCCUAUGGACUCAUAAACUUCAGGUUAGUUCUGAGAACCUCUGCUGUCAUUGUGGCAACCUUCUCAGUGGUAAGUAUAAUUAGUGUUGACUUAAGGAAAGGUAUGUGUAAUUGUGGCUAUUGCUUAAAAGACUGGAUUUGAAUGUAGAUUAUAUCCCUUCUGUCCUUAUUUAGGCUUAGUUUGAAUCUCUGUCUACAGAGAGAUCUGUGGUUCCCUGGUUUUUUUGGUGCCUAUUGAUUUGAUACAUUGUUGAAAAUCUUGGUUUUUUCUUGACAUGGAACUUUAUUCAUCCAAGAUUGGAUCAUCCUGCUAGGGUAUGUCAUGUAUUGGAUUUUAUUUCUUAUUUUCCCCUUAAAAAUGAAAUAAAUUAUGAAUCUAUACCUGCACAUUCUAGGAAAAUAAAAAAGUGCUGUUGCAUGCUAUAAGGCAAAUGAUAUGAGAACGUUACAUGACCUUUCUUCUAGGAGUUAAAAAAAAAAAGCACUGUUAUAUUCAUUUUUGGAAUAUUUGGUGAACAAUACACAACAAAGAAUUUUUAUGUCCCUUGUUGAUUCUUACUACUUUUUCCCACAGUUGUGGGAGAAAAUUCUCUUAACCCAUUCUGGCUUUAUCAUACAUACAAUUGUAUCAAAGGCUCCCUAAACAUACAAUUAUAUUAAAUACAAUGGUGUCCCCCCAUCAAAGCUCAUUUCUUUCUAGGGGAGAUGUAGUGAUCACAGAGUAUAGAGCUUGGGGUUUCUAUGGAGACCAAACAAGGCUGUGAUCCGGACACCUUCAUUUUGUACUGUACUGGUACUCAUUUCAGGGGUCAUAUAAGCAGAUUGCACUGAAAAACAGAUGUUUGUCUCCUCAGAAAGUCAAAUUAUAAAGUAAAAUUUAAAGCUCACUUUUUACUGAUUUUACUUCUCUGUUGGCAGAAAAAUGUUGUGUGAGUUGAUAACCUUGAUCGUGAUAAAAACAUAAAGAUUGUUUGGCUAGGGUAUUUUCUUAAUGGCUAGAUACUUUGUCUGUGGUAUCUAGCCAUUAUUUUGGUAAAUGGUGAGUGGCAGUAGUCACUAGUGGAACUAACAGUUAAUUUAUAUAGAACCUAAAAAAAUAAUAAAAAUCUCUUUGCAAUUUCUGCAUUAUUGGCUUCCUUAAUAUGAACUUUGGGCAGAUUUUCUGAAUUCAAUACAGUUUCUGCUUCUUAAAAAUCACAGACUUUCUAGAAUUUGAAAUGUGUUAGAGUGGCAGGACUGGGAUAUCAUUUAUGUAUCACAUGCAGUGUCUUAUUUUAUCAAAGCAAAUAGAUUCUUUGUGUUAUAAUCCCCUGCUCAUCAUUCAUUCUGUAUGGCUUCUAAAAGAAAGUAUGCAUUUAGUGGAAACAACUGAAUUUGAUUUUUGUGAAACUAAUGUGUAAAAUGUACCACUACUAUGCAAAAGUUAAUAGUAUUUAGUAAUUGUAUGAGUAACCAAAUUACUGAGUGGCAUUUUGAUACAUGGAGAUUCUAUUGGAACUUUGAGUUUAAGAAUAUCUAAUGGAGUUUUUCAUCAUCAAAAUUUAGUUCAUUCAUCAUGGAUGAAUGAAUGUGUAUUAUAUGUGACUGUGGACUGGGUCUAGGGUCUGUAGAGAAACACAGAAUAAGUCACUUGGUCCCUGCCUCUGGGUGUUGACAAACUAUUGAAAGAUCUGAGAGAAAAGGUACAGUAUUCUAUGAGGUUAUAUUUUAUUUCAUUAUUAUUUUUACUUUGUACUACUGAUGAUUUUACCCAUGGGAACUCUCCUACUGAGCUAUAUCCUCAAUAUUUUUAUUUUUAAGAGAGGGUCUCACAAGUAAAAAGUUGCAAUCCUUCUACCUCAGCCUCCUGAAUAGCUGGGAUUAAGGUGUUGCUCCACUUUGCCCACUCAAGAGAUUAUAUUUUAGAUGGAAAUCACAAAGACUAAAAUUCCAAAACUGCAAUCAGUCAAAUUAAGAAUGUAAAGUUAUGUCUUAAUUUCUUACUCUCAUUUGAAUUGUUACACUGAUUUUACACAAACUCAGUGAAUUUACCACCCACAAAUCCUGAGGGGCUUUCAGCUGUCCCUUCUAUUAUUGCUGCUGCAGCAGGAGACCCUCUGAAGACCACCCCAGAAAGUAGUCAGCAUCUUCCAGUCUUGGCUUUCAGCUUGGCAUGGAUGAAGAACUAAUAAAAUGUUGAUGGUGGAAGACAUUCUUGUCCAUUCCAUGUUCUAGAGGGAAGAGUACUUUGUCAGAAAGAAAGGCAUUCAGUUUAGUGACCUACCAUUGGUUAUUAGGUUGCACUCUUCAGAAUGAUUCCCUGCAAAGCAGUGCUGACUUUUGCCCGAUGUCUGAUCCGGAGAAAAAUCGUCACUCUAGACAGUCUGGAAGAUUCCAAACUAUGCCGCUGCUUGACCACCAUGGACCUCAUCGCCCUGGGGGUUGGAAGCACCCUGGGUGCUGGCGUGUAUGUCCUUGCUGGGGAGGUUGCCAAAGCUGACUCGGGCCCCAGCAUUGUGGUCUCCUUCCUCAUUGCCGCCCUGGCGUCCGUAAUGGCUGGCCUCUGCUACGCUGAAUUUGGGGCCCGAGUCCCCAAAACUGGGUCUGCAUAUUUGUACACUUACGUUACAGUUGGCGAGCUGUGGGCCUUCAUCACUGGCUGGAAUCUAAUUUUGUCAUAUGUGAUAGGUACAUCAAGUGUGGCAAGAGCAUGGAGUGGCACCUUUGAUGAACUUCUUAGCAAGCAGAUUGGUCAGUUUUUCAGAACAUACUUCAAAAUGAAUUAUACUGGCCUUGCAGAGUAUCCAGACUUUUUUGCUGUGUGCCUUAUAUUACUUCUAGCAGGUCUUUUAUCUUUUGGAGUAAAGGAGUCUGCUUGGGUAAAUAAAUUCUUCACAGCUAUUAAUAUCCUAGUCCUUCUCUUUGUCAUGGUUGCUGGCUUUGUGAAGGGAAAUGUGGCUAACUGGAAGAUUAGUGAAGAGUUUCUCAAAAAUAUAUCAGCAAAUGCCAGAGAGCCACCUUCUGAAAACGGAACAAGCAUCUAUGGGGCUGGUGGCUUUAUGCCUUACGGCUUUGCAGGAACCUUAGCUGGUGCUGCCACUUGCUUUUAUGCCUUUGUGGGAUUUGACUGCAUUGCAACAACUGGCGAAGAGGUCCGGAAUCCCCAGAAAGCUAUUCCCAUUGGAAUAGUGACUUCUUUGCUUGUUUGCUUUAUGGCUUAUUUCGGGGUCUCUGCAGCUUUGACACUUAUGAUGCCCUACUACCUCCUCGAUGAAAAAAGCCCCCUUCCAGUGGCAUUUGAGUAUGUUGGAUGGGGCCCUGCCAAAUAUGUUGUUGCAGCAGGCUCUCUGUGUGCGUUGUCAACAAGUCUUCUUGGAUCCAUUUUCCCAAUGCCUCGGGUAAUCUAUGCUAUGGCGGAGGAUGGGUUGCUUUUCAAAUGUCUAGCUCAAAUCAAUUCCAAAACGAAGACACCAAUAAUUGCUACUUUAUCAUCGGGUGCAGUGGCAGCUGUGAUGGCAUUUCUUUUUGACCUGAAGGCACUUGUGGACAUGAUGUCCAUUGGCACCCUUAUGGCCUACUCUCUGGUCGCAGCCUGUGUGCUCAUUCUCAGGUACCAGCCUGGUUUAUGUUAUGAGCAGCCCAAAUACUCCCCUGAGAAAGAAGCUCUGGGAUCAUGUGCCGAUACAGCCUCAAAAAGUGAGUCCCAAGUCAUCAUGCUGCAACAACAAGGCUUCAGCCUGCGAACACUCUUUAGCCCCUCUGCUCUGCCUACACGACAGUCGGCUUCUCUCGUGAGCUUUCUGGUAGGAUUCCUAGCAUUCCUCAUAUUGGGCCUGAGUAUUCUGACCACUUAUGGAGUCCAGGCUAUUGCCAGGAGGGAAGCCUGGAGCCUCGCUCUUCUCGUGCUGUUUCUCGUUCUCUGCAUCACCGUCAUCCUCACUAUUUGGAGGCAGCCACAAAAUCAGCAAAAAGUAGCCUUUAUGGUUCCAUUCUUACCAUUUUUGCCAGCAUUUAGCAUCCUGGUGAACAUUUACCUGAUGGUCCAAUUGAGUGCAGAUACUUGGGUCAGAUUCAGCAUUUGGAUGGCUCUUGGUUUUCUUAUUUACUUUGCUUACGGCAUUAGACACAGCCUGGAGGGUAACCCAAGGGAUGAAGAAGAUGAUGAAGAUGCUUAUUCAGACAACAUUAAUACAACAGCAGAGGAAAAAUCUGCCAUUCAACCAAAUGACCAUCACCAAAGAAAUCUCAGUUUGCCUUUCAUAUUCCAUGAAAAGACAAGUGAAUGCUAAUGCUUGCAGGAGCAGAGCUGGUCCACAGUCUUACGUACAUAUCCUACAUUGAAUAAACUAUGACAGGAUGUCAUCAUCAUGCUAGGUUGUCAUGGGAUUGCGGCGUGCACAGUUCACCUGAAUUGUAUCUCCUCACUUGGUGAAUUAUAUGCAUGGGAAACCUCCUGAGCUCUCUUCUCAGUGAUGAAUAUCCCUAAAAUAGUGUAUGUGUGUGUGUAUGUGUGAAUGUAGGUAUGUGUUUGGGAACAUGAAUGUUAAAAGUUAGUUGGUGUAUUUUACUAUUAUUUUGUCACAUCACACCAGUAUUGUCAUAAUUGGUGGCAUAUACUGCACAUACCUAAAUAGAGGUAAAUCACUGAAUAGAAAGUGUUUUAUACGUGCCCUCUGUGGUUGGGGAAAUAAUGAUUGCUUUUCCUUAAUAGGCUUCGUUAAUGUCAGUGCAGGUACACUAAAGAUGCAGUUGCCCACUAUCAUGUCUAUCACUGAUAGGGGUGAGGGGAUAAAGAAUGAGCCUUUUCUUUAAGUUGUAAAUACCAGUAAUGAGUUUAGUUCAGUUUUUUCCUGUGUGGUACAACAGUUUGCUAACUUCAGCCAGAAGGAGCAUUUGCUUCUGCUGUUAUAUGCAGGACAGAAUGGCAUUCCAUGUCACCAGAUGGCAUCCCCUGCAACUCUUCUUUGCAAGCUAUGGUCCUUAGAGGUGAGAUACCUGCACCGUCUGCACCCUCAACCCACUGAAGUGCUUGUGAGAUGUACUGUGAUCUACUUGGGACUCUUAAAACUAAGGAGUGAGGUGGGCCCCAUGGCCUGAAAGCAGGAAUAAAUGGAAGUCACUUAAACCAGUAGAAUCUGACAAAUGACUCAGUUGAUGGAAUAAUUCAUACAUUUUUUGUAGGACCUGAUCACAGUUCAACAUUUUUAACUAAACAGGCACAAAAUUCACUCCUCUUUUUCUAUUAUUUUGUCUUAUCCUAAGUGUGAGGGGAUACAAUAGCAAAUUCUACCUUUACAACACCAAGUAGAGGAAAAGAUGCAAGAAUGUAAGAAACAACUCCCCUAUUCUGAUAUUAAAGUGCCUGUUUGGAUAGUAAAGGGCAUUUGACCCAGUUUAAGGAGUUAAGAUCUAUUUUGAUUCUGUUGUUUCUUUUGGAAGCACUUAGGGAAGUCUUCCACCCUGCUCCCCAAUAAAUCUUUUAGCACUUUUUAUUUCCUUUGCUUUUAAAUGACUAACAGUCAUUUAAGCUGUUAGUACCAGUUAAACUAUUAGUACCAGUUGCAGUGUUUCACAAUAGCCAUCAAUAAGUGGGGAAUUCUUUUGAAGAAUUUGAAGAACAUAAUUACUUAAAGCUUUAAACUAAAAAAUUAACCAAACUGAAUUAAAGCUAUAUAAACAUGAUAACCUUUGUCUCUGAAUAAAUUGUAUAUGUUAAAAUAUUCUACGUUCUAUAUUUUACCUUAUAGUGGAUCAUAAAUUCAUCUUAAAUGUGUUUUGCUCCUCAUGAAUGACUUUUUGUGCAAAUAUUUAAAUGGUUCAUUAGAGGAGGCUAGAGCUAGACACUUACAGGUGGGUGGCAUCCCAGAACACCUGGGUGAGUGUUACCAAGCAUGCUAGUUGAUCCCCCUAAUCCAAAGGCAAGGAAAACAUUUGUUUUCUGACAUUUCUUUUAGGAGAUCAGUUAUCUUAUUGAUGCUAUUCAAGUUACAAUUAUAUUGUGUAGUCAGGAGUUGUUUUAAUUGAAUAUCAGAUUAAUAGGUAGGAGGCCUAUGUUUAUAGCUGCUAUGUUUUAGCAUCCCUAACGCAACUCAUUACUGACAUUCCACAAUUUCCAGGAUGCAUGUGGUAAAAUCUGAAGCCCAGCCAAGUUUUACUGAAGGGGAGGAGUUAAAUAAGCAAGGGGCAAAAUAUUUUAGUAAGGACUGUGGGGAUGAAAUCCUUGCUGUUCUAGCAGUACACUUAGACCCUUUUUAUUCUAGAAUCAAUGUAGAAUGGGCCCUUCACACAGGAAAUGUGCACAAUUUCAUAUAUGAAUCUUUUAAUCUUUUACUAUAACAAAAUUAAGAAAUUAGCUUAGAAUGUGAUAGGCAGCUAAAAUAUUAUGCCCACUGUAUUCAAUUAGGGAGCAGAAUUAAGUUAAAAAUUGUUUUUUCCACAUUGAAAUGCUUAGUAGACAAAAAUGUCUAUGAAGAGAUGCUUGGUCAUGGCAGCACAUUUUUUCUGUGAAGACUCAAGUGGAUGUGCCUGUUUGUAUGUAUGUAAGCACGUUUAUGUAUGUAUGUGUGAUGUAUAUGUGUGUGUGUGUGUGUGUUUCAAACAUCAGUGUAUUAAGUUGUGUUUAUGGUAGGCUUUGGAUAUGAUAUUGUUAUUUGGAUAGAAAAGCCAACUGAUGUGGAGAAAAAUUAGUGUUUUAUAUUGAUAGGUAUUUUAGGUUUUAAACUAUUUAAAAAUAUACAGCAAUUUUAUAUGUAUAUUUUCUAUAGAUAGAUUAAGAAAUAUUUAUCAUGUUUCUAAUAUAAAAUCACUGAACUCUACAUUAUAGAUAUAUUAUAACAGGUGCUUUGUAAUCUAAAUGGAGUAGAGGUAGGGACUUUAGGUAUCACUGUUUACUUGUUUCCUUUGUACCUUUUCUGACACACCAGUUCUGUUGCCUGCAUUUGAAUUUAUAACCCUUUGAACAAAAUGUUAUAUUUACUUUUUUAGGAUUACCAAAAUGUUUUAUGUAGAUUUGACUAGUAAUCAAUCAAAUUUAUAUAAAGUCCUCUCCAGAAUUAAAAAAAAAAAAAGUAUAUCACAUUCUUUUAAUUGUGAUUAAGUAAAAGCAGCUCCCAUAACUUUUCUUUAUAUACUAGGAACUAUGUUCUCAACAUUUUUCAAUGAAAAUGUCUUAUAAUGACUCCUUAAUGUUUUUCUCUAAAAAGGAAUACUUUGUGAAUUACCAUAAAAGGCAAUGCUAUCCCUGCAUUUAAGAAGAUGACUGUGCAUACUCUAGUUUAAAAACUCCUUAUGAGAAAAGCUUGUUAGAGCCUUCGGUAUAUACUAAAAUUCAGAUAAUUGCUUAACCACUUUUUCCCCCAAGAUAAACAUCAAGAAAACUAAAAUAUCAUUUGAUACAUACACAUGUGCAUUAGUUCUAUGUAUCAACAUCUCAAUGUUGAAACUAAUAUCAGUAUAUAAAAUUUUACUGUUACCAAAGUUGAUAUCAACCAAUGAAAGGCAGAAUAAGAGCCUGUUUUUUAUUUUAAUGAAAAAGUUUUUAAACUUUUUUAUUUUAAAUAUUAGCCAAAAUAUUUUCUGAGUCCUGGGUGUUGGCAAGUUAGCUGUCAGUUCUUUUUGAUAAAACAUUUUUAAUUAGAAUCUGUUUUUACCAUAUUUUCUAAAUUCAUUUGAGUACUUCACAAGGAGUAUAAGGGAAAGUAAUUGCCCUCAAUGAUGAGAGAGCAGCUGAGCCUUAUUAUCUCUAUCAGGGCAUAUUCCAGAAUUGCAAACUACAUGACAAAGUCGUGCCAAAAUUCCAGCUCUCCUUGCCCUGCACCGUUGCCCUCACCGUUCUCCUGAUUGCUUCAAGUGACAGCACCAAAAUUACAAUUCCCACAGGGCUUUCAAGGAUUGAGUUUAGAGUGUACGUCAUGGAUUAUUAAGAUUCACGUGAUUAGUGAGUAUUUCUGGUGAAUGAAGUUAACUACCCUUUUUGCUAGUGCCAAAACAGUGCCUUCUCUGUAUGUUCUCUACUUUAUAAAGUUCUCUAACGUGCUUAUAUAUCAAGGGGAAAAGUACUAAAGAUCAUAUAGUACCUAAUGCCAGCAAAGGUCAUUUUUUUUUUAAAUGUAUGGAUGUGAAAAUAAGGUUGCUUAACUUGUUUAGCUGAGUUUUUUUUUUUUUUUCUUGUAUAAUUAUAUUUAAACACUUUAAAAUAGUUUUCUGGUUUCUGGAUUUUUAGAGGCCUGAUCCGUUAUCGUUGUAGUUGUUGGUUCAUACUGUUCAUUAUUGUUUUAUGUAUACGGUUUAGUCUUAUUGAUUUCAAAUGCAUUUUGUUAUGGCCCAACCCAGUGGGUAACACUGCUUGCUGAGAACAUUGUACUCAGCUGUUGCUCACCAUAGCUAAAGCCACUGCCACAGUCUCUGGGCCUUCAAGACUCUUCUUUGACCACUGAUAGCACCAUCAAAACCAGAACCCCAGGGUCAGACAGCCUGUACCAUGUGAGCAGCUCCAGCUACCCCUGUUGGUGGGGUCUUAGAAUAAUGGGGAGAAUAUGAUAUAAAAGACUUCAAAUGCAAAUAAGUUUGUUUGGGGUUCUUAAUUUCAGUUCUGAAUAUCCCAUGAGUAUGUCCAGAUAAAUAAGGACCAAGGAACAUCUAUGAGUCAUAGAAGAAGUGGCUGCUUCCUGGAACUGGCAGGGAAGGAGUAGGGCCUUCUGCUCUUCCUGUACACUGACGUGCAUGGCCACGACCCAAUUCAUAAGAACCUUUUAUUACCAACAGAAUAGGUUUCUCUGACCCAAAACUGGUCAAUGGACCCUUUAUUUUUCAGAUCCACUACUACCUGUGUCUAGUUGUCUUAAUGCUUCGUUAUCAUUGUACUUAAAAGAAAUUAUUGAUAGGGUCUAAACCAUACAGCAAUUCUAUGUCUGUAAAACCCAACAAAUACAUUGCAGUUGUGCUAAUGUAAAGAUUUUUUGUUGUUGUUUAGGAGAUAAUUUUAAAUUUAAUGUUUUCAAUGAUAAUCAGUGUGUCUUUUUACUUUUAAAGUUGGAUUCUUUUUUUUAGAAUUUGUAAUAAAAAAACUAUUGCUGCUUUAACUACUGUAAAAUAUGCUUUUUAAUGCGAUCAUGUAUUUUUAAAUAAAUUUUAAUGUGACAGUAA